Messenger RNA from Xenopus tropicalis (tropical clawed frog), 5178 nucleotides. It is a transcript of the gene ypel1, whose product is annotated as yippee like 1. The coding region runs from base 289 to 648 and encodes 119 amino acids. NCBI's taxonomy places the organism in Eukaryota, Metazoa, Chordata, Amphibia, Anura, Pipidae. Gene Ontology annotation, molecular function: zinc ion binding. The record is from RefSeq and is a predicted model, not a curated record. The transcript is spliced from 5 exons.
AAACAAAACAAAAGCGGCGGGAGGAGGAGGAGAACGUGUCUGGGGCUGGAGUGUUGGAUCUAUCCGGAGAAUGAGCGGCGCCGUGACAGACAGAGAAAAAAGGGACGACCGAGACUGCGUCUUAGUAUUGACUUUCUCCCCUGGUGCCUGUGUGGGAAGUGCCACACACUCCCUAAACCAACAACGGCUUUUGCUUGCAUAUUCCAGUGUUUCUUUUGUCAGCGAGUGCAGCAAAGUUGUAAUUCUUCAAGUGCCAGCCCAGAGCUGAGUGAAGAUCCACCAGCAGACAUGGUGAAGAUGACAAAAUCAAAAACUUUCCAGGCCUACCUGCCAAAUUGCCACAGAACUUACAGUUGUAUUCACUGUAGGGCACAUUUAGCUAACCAUGACGAGCUGAUAUCCAAGUCAUUUCAGGGAAGUCAAGGGAGAGCCUACCUCUUUAAUUCAGUGGUGAAUGUGGGAUGUGGUCCAGCAGAAGAGAGGGUUCUUCUAACAGGACUGCACGCAGUGGCUGAUAUAUACUGUGAGAACUGUAAAACUACCCUCGGCUGGAAAUAUGAGCAUGCCUUUGAAAGCAGUCAGAAAUACAAGGAAGGCAAAUUUAUCAUUGAACUGGCUCACAUGAUAAAAGACAAUGGCUGGGAGUAAGCUUCAUGCACUGCCCUACUUCAGGUUAUGUCUGUGAGGUGUAUGUUACAGACAAUGUGAAAUAUUAACCUGUUGAACUCCUUUUGGGCAAACUGAAGAGAAAAAAAAAAUGCUGAACCUUAGAAAAAACAGAAAACCUAACCUCACAGACUUGGAGAGCAGCUGAUGGACAUAUUCUGGCUGGGUUUUCCUCCUCUGAGUGUCCAAAAAAAGGUUUUUCUCCUUUUUACACUUUCUCAAUUUUUUUUCUUCUCUUCUAAAUGUAUUCUUCUUGUGUGUGAACAGUUGUGAAACCCCGUUGCUGCUGCCGUAGGAGUCUGCAAUGCAUUGGAAAAAGAUUUUCCCAAUAUGGCAAAUUUCUCAACUUGGAAGCCCAAGAGACACAGUUCACCUGUGCAUACCUUAAUGUUGAUUUGCGGUUAUAUUUUUGUGCAUGCGUAUAGUCUGUGUUUUUCCUUCUGAUUCCACAUGCUGGUCGUCCAGUUGUGAAACUGAGAAAACCAUGUUGCUUUAGACAGGAAGAACAAGAAACAUCCAUGCACAGUCUUUUUUCUUGUGUCCUCACACCAUUUGUAGCCAGGAACGUAUUGCAGUGCAAUGGGUUCCACGCAUAAGGCAAAUGAAGACGAGGAGGAGAAGAAACUGAAGUUACUGUACUUUUCAAAGUGUUUCCUGAAGGUUCAAGACUUCACGCCCUUUACUGUUAGAUGAAGCUUUUUGAAGACAUGAAGACAUUCACCUAUGUCGUUUUCUAUUUACAAAUGUUUCUGUAAUGAAAGAGUCAGAGACUCUGAAUUUCCAGGCUAAAUGCAGGUUUAUGUGUCUAUUAGUGACAUUUCAAGGAAAUCCCAAAGCAGAGUCCUUAUUGGGAGUGACCAGAUUGCAGGGAAAUAUGGAUUGAUCCCCUACGCUACCAGGAAAGAUCAGGAAGCCGCUGCAUUACUGGUGCCCCACGUAAAAUCAUAUGUGUAAAUAUAGGCAAUAGCUCUCAGUAUGUGUUAUGGCAGGUUCCAUAAACCAUUCAGCAUUUAAUUGAAUGCACUGGACAAAGAGGGCAAAGGAAAUAAGUUAUUUGUGGUGGUUCUGCUUUUUGCGCACAAGCAUUUUAGGAAACUUUUCCGUUUGGUGCAUUCACAUAGCUUAGCCCUUAACUAUUGGAGCCCCCGAUUCCUGCGUAACCAUGAAUCAAGUCUAUUUUUGGGUGUGGGUGGUUUGCUGGUUAAAUCAUAUCCUACAAAGUGUUUAAAAAAAACAAAAAAAAAAAACAAAUAUAAAGGAACAAUAAUAUAGAGGAAUCUAUGAAAAAUUAAGUACCCAUAUUAUUUAUUUUAUGUGCACAACUACAGUCACUUUCAGAGGAAAAAAUAUUGGAUUUAUUAUCAAAUUUGAUGCAAACUUAGAGCAAUGUUUUGCUGUGUGUGAAUCCCCCUGCUUCCCUUGUAAUCCCCCCUCCCCAUAUUUCUACCUCUCCAUGUGUGUCUGUGUGUGUAUGUAUGUAUGUAUAUGUGUGAUAUAUAUACAUAUACACACACACAUAUAUACAAUAGUUAAUUGCAAAGCACUUGCGGCAUUGGCAAAAUAAGAAAAAUAUCUAUUCAAUCAAAUUGCCAUAGACAUUGACAUGUUUCGGUCCACCUGGGACCAUCAUCAGGAUGUACAACAGAAUAUUAUAUAUACAAUAGAAAAUAUAUGGCUGCUCUCAGUGAUUGCCGUUGUGGUUCAACCUGAGUUGGAGAGUAUCUGACACAUGACGUACUUAGUUUAAGUCCUCAGUAGCCCUGCAGUCGUUCCCACAGUUUAGUUAUCUUUUAAAGGAUAAAACUUGGGAAAUACUGAAUAUUCUGGGCUUAUUUAUACGCAAGAUAAUGUUUAAAAAGAGGAGAAUUAAUAGAAAUAUGAGUCUGAGACAGCCAUUUAUUUUUUUAUUCAACACUACAAGUACUGUGAGCACUUUUGACUAAAUGAUGAUAUUAUGGGAAUCCUUGCAAUAGAAAUGAUUUUCGCCCAGAUAUUACUUAUAUAACUGUUUCAGCAAGUGCUGAAGCAGUGCUGCUUAAUGCAUAUCUAAUGGAAGCCGGACUGCACUUUAUGCUUGUGUACUCUAUAUGACUAGGGACUGAAGGCUGGAAACCUCUUUUUUCAGUGCAUUGUUAUCCAGACACUUCUAAUAGCCGCUAGGGUUGACAUUUGGGUAAUCAUAUGGUUAAACAUAUAUUUUGUGUGAUCAUCAGUUACAUGAAGGUUGUUGGUGUAAUCCAUUAACAAAACAUAGGGAUUUAACGAAAACUUGAGAUAUUUACUCCAAAUGCAACUGUUUUUUGAGAUAGGAGCCAUCCUAUUUAUUCAGCAUCCUGGAGUGCUCUCUACACAAAGAAAGAAGUCAUAGAAUAACUGAGCGCUUUGAUUGAUUUCUGUCUCAGAAUACUUGCUACUUUCUGGGUUGUUUCCAGUCUCCAUAAGAGAUGAGCUUAUUCUAUGUUUGGAGUGCCUAGGAAGAUGUAUUAAAGCCUUAGCUCUGAGACAUGAGGGGGUUAAAGAGUGUAGCAAAGUUAUAUUGCAUUUGUAGAUCACAGGCAGGUUCUGGUAUCUGCUUCUGUAGCACUGGGUGCCCCAUUGAUCCCACCCCUAGCACACAUUACCCAUGAUUUGCUAUUCACUGAACCUCUCAAGCCACCAUAGAAAGCCACUUCUUGCCUCAACAACACAGUACCAGUUUAAAUAUGACUCCCACUUCAGGCAAUUAUAUAUAUAUAAAUAUAUAUACAGGUCAGUCUGGCUACUGAUCAUUACUGUGUGUGCGUGAUUUGUUUUUCUAUUUUUUUUUUUUUCAAGUAGUUUGCAUAAGGAUUAAAUAUAUAAAUUACAAAAUGAAAGGGGGGGGGGAGCAUUUGCAUUUUCCAUUUAACCAGUUUUGUACAUACAAUAUUAACAAUAAUAUUUAAGUUCAUGUUCCUGUGGUAAAACUGCUUGUUUUCUGUUUAUUUUCUUUGUUAUACUAUUUCCAUACUUUCUAUGAUUAUUGUAGCUACUUAACCUGUUUGUGUAUAUGUUCUUUUUAUAUAUAUAUGUGUGUGUAUAAACUGUAUGGGAAACCUAUUGUGCAAGCUGUUUCUUCUCUAUUUGGAGUUAGAAGCUGCUCAGUGAUGGGCCUGUCCCCAACAAGCUUCUGACUCCCUAAGCACUUUACUACACAACAUUGUGCCCUUACUAGUGAUGGCGAUAUAAUAUUAUUCCAUCAUUUAACAGCAAUGUUUUUUGGCGCUUUCUAUAUAUUCUUUUUGGCGCACCAACCCAGAGUGUUUGCCACCAAUGAGGGGCUUGCAAAGCAAUGUGUCUGAGUGUGCUGGUAGAUACAGUGCAAAGAAUAGAAUUGCUUUUCAAGCCUUUGUGCUGCUACCAAAUUUGGGGAGUUUCGUUUGUGAUCUCCUACAAUUGCUGAGAUGGUCGAUAUUCUCAAUAUGUUCAUUUUUCCCAUGUGCUCUGUCAGUCUGGCUGUGCGCAGCAACCUCCUUUUGCAUCAUCUCCCUUUUUUAGUGAAUUUUUUUUUUUUUUUUUUGCUUGGCCCAGUUAUCCCAGUGUGUGCUUUAUCUCCAGUAAGUGCUGCUCUUACAAACAGUAUUUUAACUUCUCCAGUGUCAGUCCAAUGCUAGCCACCAGCUGAGUAGAGUCCAGGCAGCUGCUUUGUUGAAUAAAAGCUGCUGGUGGGAUUGUCACUCUCUACCUCUGUCACUCUCCUCCCAAGACAGAACGGGCUCCCAAUACUUAACUCAUUCUCUCUUACCACAGGGACCAGCAACAUGCUGCAAGGUGCUUAUUUUCCAUCCCAGUGGAACUAGUCAGGAACAGCUGCUAUAGGCAUUCACAGAUGAGCAGAGUGUGGCCUCCUGUAAAUAUACUCUGUGGGUUUGUUUUACCCUUGCUGCAGUGCAACAGACCUGUUAGCUCCGUUGCCUCUCUGUUUAGUUACUGGGAUGAUAUAUGCCACAAUAACAUGGGCAAGUCAAAUAUUUGUAAGCUCAUCAUUUUAUCUUUUUCCUUUUCUGUUUUAGCACCCACUUAGCCGAGAGGACAGGACCUCUUGAGUCCAAUGUAUUAUCCCCAUCACUAAUUUGUGAAAGCAGCUGUAGCAGUAAAGGCAGCUGACAAAGCCCUAUUUCCCUGAAUAAUAAAUACAUCUGGCCUCGUUCACCUUGAGUCACUGUGUGCUCACUCACCCAGCCUUGAGUUACUGUUUGCAUCUGUACCUACCUGUAUCCCAGUCUGUGUUAAAGCCUGCAGCGCAGAGCUCUAACACAUCCAUAGCUAGAGAAGGGAUAGAGCGUGACGGGACUUUGUGAUACGUCUAUGAGGGGAAGACGUUGCUUCUCCGUGCAUCACACACAGCAUUAUGCUGCCACUUCACUUUACACCUGAUUAUUUUAAGCUGAAAUAGCUUUGCUGUUAUGUCCUAGCAAUAUUGUACAACACUUGUGUGACUGUUUCACGUUGUUGUAUUCUAUUUGAGGUAUCACAAUAAAAGGCUUUAAUCAG